Molecule: messenger RNA, 1785 nt
Organism: Cetraspora pellucida
Lineage: Eukaryota; Fungi; Glomeromycota; Glomeromycetes; Diversisporales; Gigasporaceae
Source: the annotation of a GenBank genome assembly
AUGUUAAAUAUACGUAAAGGAGAAGUAGCUCAUCUUAGUAAAGCUAUUCAAUGCUUUUUUUUUGGUUAUAUUGAUGAUUCAAUAGCGUAUAAUACACAAUAUAGUAUAUUAAAGUGGUUAAAAUCAUAUAGUUUACAUAAUGGGCCUGGAGAAGCUAUUAAACUUAUAAUAAUGGUUAUUGCUUUAAUUUGUGUAUCAGGAACAACAGAUUAUUUCAGAUCAAAUGUAUUAUCAAAUAUUCUUAAAGGUAUAUUUUAUCCUGCAGCUUUUAUUGGAAAUAUAGUUUGGUCAUGGCCAGAAGGGGAGUUGGGAUUUUUCAAUUUUAUAUUAGCGCUGAUUGGUGGUGUCAUAGCAGCAAUUAUUAGUUUUUUUGUGUACAAUUAUAUAUAUGUGUUGAUAUACAAGCAUGGGCAUAAAUUCAAAUGCGAAAAAAUUGCAUAUCAUCUUCUUGUCAAAGUCUUAGAUGAUCCUUAUAGUCCAAGUCUCUUUAUUUGGUGGUUGCAAUGGACAUAUGAUUUUAUAAUGGGAGGUGUCAAAAUCUUUGAGUGGAGUAUCUUAUUGUUCAUUGGAUUUAUCAUUAACGCAUGUUAUGACGUGUUUGAAGAUGCUUAUUAUAAUUCUGCACCAAGAUUUCGUGAAGUGGUAUAUUAUAAUGACGAAGAGGUGCCAAAAUUUCGGGGAAUAUGCGCUAUUAGUUACAUAAGAGCGGAUAAAACUCAAUCAACAUUUGUUUUGGCAGAAAAAGUUUCAAAGAAACUAAGUUGUAAAGUUUUUUGGUUAGACGCUCUAUGUAUAAAUCAAGAAGAUCCUAAUGAUAGACAUUCACAAUUAGUAGCAAUGUCAGAGAUAUAUAGACAAGCUUCAUAUGUUAUUGUCUUGUUGGAACAAAGCGAUUUUGGGUAUGGACCAGGAUUCAUGUUAAAUAAAACAGCAAUCUUAAACCUUAAACGUUGGACUCAAGAUGUGUGGACAGCACAAGAGCACUUAAUUGGUAAUAUUGUAGUAUUUUGUGAUAAAAAUGGAUCGGUUAUUACUGAAAAUAAUAUUUUAGCAUUAUUAGAGGAUGCCAAGCAAAAUGGUGAUAUAGAAGCAGCCGAAAUGCUCCCGAUUUUCUAUAGAGUGAGAGAAUGUAGAAAUAGACGUGCCGUAAGUCUAGGUGAUGCAUGGUAUUUAAUUUCAGACAGGUUAACUGAUGAUCCACAAAACUAUAUAUUCGGCAUGCUUGGAAUAUUACACCCAAUGAUUAGGCAUCACUUUAUUCAUGGUAGUAGAUUUGUGAAUUUUGAAGAUGGAAUGCAACAAAUAUUAAGAUUAUCAUGUGAAAGAGGUGAUGUUUCUUGGUUACAUUUAGUUGGAAAAAAACCAUAUUCACCAGGAAAAUGUAAUUUGCUAGUACCGACUCCUGGGCAGAAACAACACUUUGAUGUAGAAUAUACCCGUUCAGGUGCAUCAGGUUGGAAGAUAGAAUAUUAUAAUAAUGGUAUUAGGACGUCAGCUGUGCAUGGUAUUAUUUGCGAAUUUGACAUGGAUAAACAAAUAAUAGGAAUUGAGAAUUAUGGAAAGGUGAUAUUCCAAGGAUCUUUUACAUUGUUGCAAGGUGAAAAAUUAUCGUUAGGAAUGAAUGUUUAUUUGGUUGCGUAUUUAGUAUAUUUGUACGCCUUCGAUCAAGAUGAUAAAUUUGCAAUAGUUAAGCAAGAACUUAAUGGCGAAACACAUUUGAUAGGUACAGUUAAAGGAAGGUAUUCUGGACCUUUAUACCCACACCAGUGGGUAUCAAUUGCAUAG